AGGAGCAACGUGAGAGCCGGAAUGGGGGAGUUCAUGGUUCACCGCGUGCGGUUCUUCGAUUACAUUCCCUCCGGUGUGCGAUGCAUUUCAUACUCGGAACAGACAGACAAGCUCGCCGUGGCUCGCAAUGACGGGUCUGUGGAAGUGUACAACUUUUCUGCCAACUACUACCAGGAAACGAUCAUUCCCGGCGACGAGAAGAGAUCCACAGAGUCUAUAUGCUGGGUGGCCCGAGACCGACUCUUCUCUGCAGGUCUGAACGGAGAGAUCACCGAAUACGACCUGGAGAGGCUGUGCGUCAAAUAUUCUCUGAAUGCGUUUGGAGGCCCCAUAUGGAGCAUCACGCCGAGUCCGUGUGGAUCUCAGCUUGCCGUGGGCUGUGAGGACGGCUCAGUGAAGCUGUUCACCGUUGCUCCAGAGCGCAUUGUGUUUGAGAAGAGCUUGGAUCGGCAGAAAGAGCGUAUUCUGUGCAUCGCUUGGCAUCCUUCAGGUUCCCAUAUUGUGGCAGGUUCCAUCAACACGAUUAAAGUGUUCAGCGUCUCAUCAGGUCGCCUGCUGCAAGUGCUAAAGAUGGACCGUCGUGGGCUAGUUGGCCAGAAGCGAACAUGUAUUGUAUGGGGCGUAGCUGUUCUGUCCUGCGGUGAAAUCAUCAGCGUGGAUUCUUCUGGAAAGCUCCAGUUCUGGGAUUUAGAGACGGGGACACUUAUCCGCUCAUACACUGCGGCCACUAGCGAUAUCCUGUGCUUAGCGGUGUCUCAGAAAGAAGACAGCCUGGUGGUGGGCACAGCACAGGGAUCAGUCUUACAGUUCCAGCACUUGGCAGCGCAGUUAGGCAAGGAGGAGAAGCAGUGGGUUUCCACCAAACCAUUCCAGCACCACAGCCGCGACGUCCGGGCAGUGGCUCACAGCAGCACGGCUUAUAUUUCUGGAGGCCUGGAUGGAAACAUUGUCGCACGACCAUUGCUGGAGAGGAUAAAAGUCAAAUCCUACGAGGCCGCACUGAGGAAAAUCACCUUCCCACAUCACCAUCUCGUGUCUUGCGCUCAAGCUUCCCGAUUGCUUCUCUUCCAGUUCCCCGAUCAUCUGGAGCUGUGGCGUCUGGGUCAGACUGAUCAAUCAGGGAAAGAUGGCGAUAUCCUUCCUGUGAAACAAGAAGAGGAGCUCCUUCUACAGCUGAAGAGAAAGGGAUCUGAAAAUAUACGAUGUAGCUGUAUCUCCCGAUGUGGGUCAUGGCUUGCCUACACCACCGCCUCUCACCUCUACCUCCAUCGGCUGCAUUACGAUAACAAUAACUUCAGCAUCAGUAAGGUUCCUAAAUUCGCCCAACCACCAACCUCAGCGCUGCACCUUAAGUUUUCACCUGACUCCAAACGUCUGUAUGUUGGAACAGAAGGGGGAUGCGUUCAUAUUAUGGGCCUUUCCAAAGGCACCUGCCAGCACAGUCACACCCUAGAGCCACCAUCAGCUUCUUCACAUCCUGUUCACCUUCUGACCGCCAGCGCAGAUGGGUCUCUACUUGCGGUAGCAUCUACUAAUUCUCAAAUUGACAUCUAUAAUGUGAAAGACUUAAAGUAUAUGUGCUCUGUUCCCCAGUAUAACUCUCCCCCGACUGCAAUAAGUAUCCACCCGUCCACCAAUAACCUGGUGAUCGCUUAUGCAGACCAGCAGGUGCUGGAGUUUAACAUUGCUCAAAAUCAGUACACAGACUGGGGCAAUGAGGUCCUCAAACAUGGCCUUCAUCGUGAGUGGCUGGAACGAGACACACCUAUCAUUGGGAUCACCUUUAACCCCUCGAGAUCAAAACACAUCCUUAUGCAUGACAAUUAUAUGUUCUGCGUCAUUGACAAGUCUCUACCACUUCCAGAUGACGAGACCGUCCUAGUCAACCAGAGGACACUGAGACAACUCUCAGCCGAUGUGCGGAUAAGCCAGGCACAUGCUUUUAAAAUAACAAGAAAAUAUCAGCCGCUGAUGUUCAUGGACUUGUUGGAUAAGGGCGAGUUGGUUGUGGUGGAAAGAACGCUCGGUGACAUUGAGGCGCAGCUGCCGCCUCCCAUGAAACAGAAGAAAUUUGGAACAUAAGUUUUGGGGGUUUUAAGACCGAACAAUUUUCCCUACAAAUAUAUAUAUAUUUUUUGAUGUUUUAU
Nanorana parkeri is the source of this 2147-nucleotide messenger RNA. It is a transcript of the gene UTP4, whose product is annotated as UTP4, small subunit processome component. Gene Ontology annotation, molecular function: protein binding; RNA binding. The record is from RefSeq and is a predicted model, not a curated record. NCBI's taxonomy places the organism in Eukaryota, Metazoa, Chordata, Amphibia, Anura, Dicroglossidae. Gene Ontology annotation, cellular component: small-subunit processome; t-UTP complex; 90S preribosome. The transcript has 18 exons. Gene Ontology annotation, biological process: maturation of SSU-rRNA from tricistronic rRNA transcript (SSU-rRNA, 5.8S rRNA, LSU-rRNA). The coding region runs from base 22 to 2082 and encodes 686 amino acids.